Molecule: messenger RNA, 1068 nt
Organism: Prunus dulcis (almond)
Lineage: Eukaryota; Viridiplantae; Streptophyta; Magnoliopsida; Rosales; Rosaceae
Product: heterodimeric geranylgeranyl pyrophosphate synthase small subunit, chloroplastic-like
Exons: 1
Coding region: 45-935 (296 amino acids)
Biological process (GO): isoprenoid biosynthetic process
Molecular function (GO): prenyltransferase activity
Source: RefSeq, a predicted model, not a curated record
UCCCUUGCUCUCUCAAUAAGCCUCUCUCACGCUUCCUCCUAGCUAUGGCAGCUGUCCUUCGCGUUAGCAUCAACCCAAACGUAUUGGCAAAUAAAAUGUCAAGAUCAAAUCCUAGCCGUCCAUCUAGGACCACGAUGGCCAUAAUGUCGCAAGAUCAUCCUUAUUGGGCCUCCGUGCAUGCCGAGAUAGAAGUCCAUCUCAAGCAGCACAUCCUUGUCAGGCCUCCACUCUCAGUGUUUGAGCCCAUGCACCAUUUAGUGUUUUCUGCCCCGCCAAGCCCCGGGCCGGCUUUGUGCGUGGCCGCGUGUGAGCUCGUGGGCGGCCACCGCGACCAAGCCAUUGCUGCGGCAGCUGCCUUGCACCUCAUGCAUGCUGCAGCUGUUAUUCACGAGCAACUUUUAUCAACCGAUAGGCUCAAGACCAAGCCCAAACCCAGGCCCAUGGUUCACAGUCCAGGGAUAGAGCUUCUCACUGGAGAUGGAAUGUUUGCAUUUGGGUAUGAGUUAUUGGCUAAGUCAAUGGAUCCGGCCCAAAACAAUUCGGACCGGAUUUUACGGGUUAUUGUUGAAAUGACACGUGCCAUGGGGUCACAGGGCAUGGUGGAUGGGCAAUACCAUGAGAUACUGAUGCUGUGCAAACAAUCAAGGUACUACAAAUACGUGUGUGAAAAAAAGGAAGGUGGGCUCCAUGCAUGUGGGGCCGCCUGUGGGGCCAUAUUAGGAGGUGCAAGUGAGGAGGAAAUAGAGAGAUUGAGAAGAUAUGGUCUGUGUGUGGGAGUGAUGAUAGCGUUUUCAAAUAGAGUUGAAGAAAGAAAUGAGAUGGAAACAACGGAAGUGGUGAAGGAGCUCAGAAGUUUGGCACUCAAGGAACUAGAAUUUUUCCAUGAAGGAAAGGCUGAGGCAAUUUCUAGCUUCCUUCAUCUCUUGAAUCUUUGACGUUGCGAAUCUAUAUAUAAAAAUACGAGAUUAUACGUAUAUACGAUUGAUUGAUUGAUGUAGAAUUUACAGUAAGUUCAUAGUGCAUGUAUGCGUGGAGUGGCGGAGAAAAUAUAAGGUAAUUUAACUCUAA